GGCGUCUGCAAAGGGACGGGCUCCUGCGGCAGCGUCCGGACCCGGCAGCUCUCGUGGCGCUUCCCACGCUCGGUUGUGUAGAGCUCCACGAGGGGGCGACCUGAGCCCACGUGCCACCGAGUCCUUCUCUCCUGAAACUACAACUCCCAGGCGGCGCGGGGGUCCCGCCCGCCUCUCUAGGCCUCGGCUGGCUGCAAUUGGCCGCCGCGGGAGGGGCCCCGGCCAUCUCCAGGGCGACGGGAGGCGCUCGGGGCAUCCGCGGCUGGAGGCGGUUCCGCCCCCUAUUGUGUAGCUGAGAGCGCGGAGCGAGCGGUACGGAGCAGAUCUGGUGAUUCUCCACAGAACAGCUUCCUCGUGUGUUACAUGAGCUAAACCCUAACUGUGCAGAGGACUGACAGCUGAACCCUGUUGCCUGAGGCUGAUCAGAAGGAUUGACCCUGGGCUCGCUGGGCAGCGGACAUCCCUCGGCCCCUCCAUUUAGGCUCCUGUGGCUGGGAGGGGCCGGGUGAGCAGGCCAGCUGGGCUAUGGUUUGGUCCCUCAGCCUGGCCAUCCUCAGCCUGAUCAUCAGCCAGGGGGCUGACGGUCGAAGGAAGCCUGAGGUGGUCUCUGUGGUGGGCCGUGCUGGGGAGAGUGCAGUGCUGGGCUGUGACCUGCUACCCCCAGCUGGCCACCCCCCUCUGCAUGUCAUCGAGUGGCUGCGCUUUGGAUUCCUGCUUCCCAUCUUCAUCCAGUUUGGCCUGUACUCUCCCCGAAUUGACCCUGAUUAUGUGGGACGAGUCCAGCUGCAGACAGGAGCGUCUCUGCAGAUCGUCGGGCUCCGGGUGGAAGACCAGGGCUGGUACGAGUGCCGCGUGCUCUUCCUGGACCGGCACAGUCCGGAAGAGGACUUUGCCAACGGCUCCUGGGUGCAUCUGACAGUCAAUUCACCCCCUCAGUUCCAGGAGACACCUCCCCCGGUACUGGAAGUGAGGGAGCUGGAGCCAGUCACCCUGCGCUGUGUGGCCCGCGGCAACCCCCAGCCUCGCGUGACUUGGAAGCACUGGGGACAGGACCUUGGCCGGGGCCAGGGUCAGGUGCAAGUGCAGAACGGGACUCUGCGGAUCCGACGGGUGGAGCGAGGCAGCUCUGGAGUCUACACCUGCCAAGCCUCCAGCACUGAGGGCAGCGCCACCCACGCCACCCAGCUUCUGGUGCUAGGACCCCCCAUCAUCGUGGUUCCCCCCAAGAACAGCACAGUCAAUGCCUCCCAGGAUGUUUCCUUGGCCUGCAGGGCUGAGGCGUACCCCACUAACCUCACCUACAGCUGGUUCCGGGAUGGAAUCAACGUCUUCCACAUUAGCCAUCUGCAGUCCCGAGUGCGGAUCCUGGUGGACGGGAGCUUGCGACUGCAGGCUGCCCAGCCGGAUGAUGCUGGCCGCUACACCUGUGUGCCCAGCAAUGGCCUCCUGCACCCCCCCUCAGCCUCUGCCUACCUCACUGUGCUCUACCCAGCCCAGGUGACAGCAAUGCCUCCUGAGACACCCCUGCCCAUCGGCAUGCAGGGGGUGAUCCGGUGCCCUGUACGUGCCAACCCCCCACUCCUCUUUGUUACCUGGACCAAGGAUGGCCAGGCCCUGCAGCUGGACAAGUUCCCUGGCUGGUCACAGGGCACAGAGGGCUCACUGAUCAUCACCCUGGGGAAUGAGGAUGCCCUGGGAGAAUACUCCUGCACCCCCUACAACAGUCUCGGCACUGCUGGGCCCUCCCCGGUGACGAGAGUGCUGCUCAAGGUUCCCCCCGCCUUUGUAGAACGGCCCAAGGAAGAAUAUUUCCAGGAAGUAGGGCGGGAGCUACUCAUCCCCUGCUCCGCUCAAGGAGACCCUCCUCCUACUCUCUCUUGGGCCAAGGUGGGCCGAGGGCUGCAUGGCCGGGCCCAGGUGGACAGCAACAGCAGCCUCAUCCUGCGACCACUGACCAAGGAGGCCCAUGGGCGCUGGGAAUGCAGUGCCAGCAAUGCCGUAGCCCGAGUGGCCACUUCCACGAAUAUCUACGUGCUGGGCACCAGCCCCCAUGCUGUCACCAAUGUGUCCGUGGUGCCUUUGCCCAAGGGUGCCAAUGUCUCCUGGGAGCCUGGCUUUGAUGGUGGCUAUCUGCAGAGAUUCAGUGUCUGGUACAGCCCACUGGCCAAGCGUCCUGACCGAGCCCACCAUGACUGGGUAUCCCUGGCAGUGCCUGUGGGGGCUUCGUACCUCCUUGUGCCAGGGCUGCAGCCCCACACACAGUACCAGUUCAGCGUCCUGGCUCAGAACAAGCUGGGGAGUGGUCCCUUUAGCGAGAUCAUCUUGGCCGCCCCAGAAGCACUUGCUACCACACCAGCUGCACCCAGACUUCCACCGACAGAAGCACUACCUCACCUGUCCCCUCCUCGGGGUCUGGUGGCAGUGAGAACAUCCCGGGGGAUACUCUUGCACUGGGAUCCCCCAGAGCUGGUCCCUAAGAGACUGGAUGGCUACAUUCUGGAAGGACGGCAAGGCUCCCAGGGCUGGGAGGUGCUGGACCGAGCUGUGGCCGGCACAGAAAUGCAGCUGUUGGUGCCAGGCCUCAUUAAGGAUGUUCUCUACGAGUUCCGCCUGGUUGCUGUUGCUGGGAGCUAUGUCAGCCAUCCCAGCAACACGGCCAACAUCUCCACUUCAGGCCUGGAGGUCUACCCGUCUCGCACACAGCUGCCGGGCCUGCUGCCUCAGCCCGUGCUGGCUGGCGUGGUGGGCGGCGUCUGUUUCCUGGGUGUGGCCGUCCUCGUGAGCAUCCUGGCCGCCUGCCUCAUGAACAGGCGCAGGGCUGCCCGCCGCCGACGCAAGCGCCUCCGCCAGGAUCCACCUCUGAUCUUCUCCCCACCCAGGAAGCCUGCCCCACACUCUGCGCCGGGCUCCGGCAGCCCUGACAGCGUGGUCAAGCUGAAACUCCAGGGCUCCCCAGUCCCCAGCCUGCGCCAGAGUCUGCUAUGGGGGGAACCUGUUCGUCCCCCCAGCCCCCAUCCAGAUCCUCCAUCUAGCCGGGGACCCUUACCCCUGGAGCCUAUUUGCCGAGGCCCAGAUGGGCGCUUUGUGAUGGGGCCCACCGUGGGGUCCCCCCAAGAAAGGUCAAGCCUGGAGCAGAUGGAACUUUGGACCCCUUCCCAGCGUCUGGCCCAGUCCGUUGACUGUAGCAGCAGCAGCCCCAGUGGGGCACCCCAGCCCCUCUGCAUUUCGGACAUCAGCCCUGUGGGGCCCCCUCCAGCAGCGCCACCUAAUCUCCUACCAGGUCCUGGACCCCUGCUCCAGUAUCUGAGCCUACCCUUCUUCCGGGAGAUGAAUGUGGAUGGGGACUGGCCCCCUCUCGAGGAGCCCAGCUCUGCUCAACCCCCAGAUUACAUGGAUACCAGGCCCUGCCCCAAGUCAUCUUUCCUUGGCCCCCCGGACUCCCCACCUGUGUCCCCUAGGGCAGUACUUCCUAGGGCUGUGGCCACCCCAGAAUCACCUUACACAGUGCUGGCUGACUGGACACUGAGGGAGCGGCUGCUGCCAGGCCUCCUUCCCGGCGCCCCCCGGGGCAGCCUCACGAGCCAGAGCAGUGGGCGGGGCAGUGCUUCCUUCCUGCGGCCCCCCUCCACAGCCCCCUCUGCAGUGGGCAGCUACCUCAGCCCGGCACCAGCACCGGGAGACACCAGCAGUUGGGCCAGUGGCCCUGAGAGGUGGCCCCGGAGGGAGCAUGUGGUCACAGUCAGCAAGAGGAGGAACACAUCUGUGGAUGAGAACUAUGAAUGGGACUCAGAAUUCCCUGGGGACCUGGAAUUGCUGGAGAAUCUGCACCUGGGGUUGGUGAGCUCUCGGAUCCGAACUGAAGCUGAGCCAGAGUUAGGUGCGAAGACUCCAGAGGAGGGCUACCUCCUGAACACUGUCCAUCCUCCUGGCCCGGAGGCCCGCUGUGCUGCACUUCGGGAGGAAUUCUUGGCCUUCCGCCGCCGGCGCGAUGCUACCCGGGCCCGGCUACCAGCCUAUCGACAGCCAGUCCUCCAUCCUGAGCAGGCCACACUGCUGUGAAUGGCCCUAAUGUGAGGCUGGGUGGACCUGCACAAGGCCUAUGGACCUGUAAAGGAGCCUAGCUGCAACCUCAGGCACUGCCCCCGUCCCUUGGUGCUUGGGGACAGACCCUGAUGGUGGGCUUGGUAUUGGAUGAUGUAUGCAGGAGAGUCUGGAGUCUGAGAAUUGGAACAGGGAUCUUUGUCUGCCCCUGUGCGUGCGUGUGUGUGUGUGUGUGUGUGUGUGUGUGUGUGUGUGUGGUGUUUGUGGUGUGAAUGAAGUUUUUUACAGGUAAAUAAAGUCUGAAAAAUA
Heterocephalus glaber (naked mole-rat) is the source of this 4350-nucleotide messenger RNA. RefSeq names its product immunoglobulin superfamily member 9 (gene Igsf9). Gene Ontology annotation, cellular component: neuron projection. Gene Ontology annotation, molecular function: protein binding. The record is from RefSeq and is a predicted model, not a curated record. Lineage: Eukaryota; Metazoa; Chordata; Mammalia; Rodentia; Bathyergidae.